UUGAUGUUAUGUUUGUUUAGUUUGACAUUACUAUUUUUACUGAAUAUUCAUAUAUGAAAUAGGCUACUAAAAAAAUAUCAGUUUUGUAAUUGUUUGUAAGUAGCUCUUGGGAACAAAAAUGGUGGUGGAAGAGUACAGCGAGGUUGCUCGCCAUUAUCGGAUUAAAGAAACAGUUGGGUCUGGUGGUUUCGCUAAAGUGAAGAGAGCUGUACACCUGCCUACUGGGGAGAUAGUUGCCAUCAAGAUUAUGGACAAAGCUGCAUUAGGGAGCGACUUACCAAGAGUAAAAACUGAAAUCGAAGCGAUGAAAAAUCUGCAUCAUCAUCAUAUUUGUCGAUUAUACCAAGUUAUAGAGACAUCAAGAAAAAUAUUUAUGAUUUUGGAGUAUUGUUCUGGAGGUGAAUUGUUUGAUUACAUUGUUCAACGUGAUCGACUGAGUGAAGGUGAAUCAAGAACCUUCUUUCGCCAAAUCGUGUCUGCUGUCGCGUACAUGCAUAAUCUUGGUUAUGCACAUCGGGAUCUUAAACCAGAAAACCUGUUAAUAGAUGAUGAACAAAAUUUAAAGUUGAUUGACUUUGGUUUGUGUGCGAAACCUAAAGGAGGAAUGAGCGAUCAUCUUUAUACUUGCUGUGGAAGUCCUGCUUAUGCUGCUCCCGAACUCAUAGCUGGAAAAUCAUACAUGGGUAGUGAGGCAGAUUUAUGGAGCAUGGGUGUAUUGCUAUAUGCUUUACUUAAUGGCUUCCUUCCUUUUGAUGAUGAUAACAUUGGGAUGCUGUACAGGAAAAUAAAGGCGGGAAAAUAUGACACUCCUGAUUGGCUGAGCCCCGACAGCCUUAUUCUGCUCAAGCAACUACUUCAAGUUGAUCCAAAACGCCGAAUCACUGUUGACAAAUUGCUGAAUCAUAGUUGGAUAACCAAUGAUAUUGGAGUGCCUGUGGAGUGGCAUUCAAAACAUCAGAUGUCAGUAUUGGAUGAAGAUGUCGUGACAGAGAUGAGUGUUCACAGGAAAGUAUCACGUGAAACCAUGAAAGCUGAACUUGAAAAGUGGAACUACGAUUACCUCACUGCUGCUUACUUCCUCCUCCUGAAGAAAAAGACCUCCGGAAGACCUGUUCGACUUCAGAUGACUUUAGACUCACAACCCCACCCAGUGGUUGCUGUAACGAGAGGGCCUGACCAAGGUAAAGCUCGUACCCCCCGACCUGGGAAGAAAACAAGGCAACCAUUGUCAAGAAACCAUAGAGAUAAUGUGUCUAAGUCCUUAUAUGGACCUCCACCCUCCGAACCAAUGAGUCGGAAAAAUUAUUAUCGUCGUGACAGCGACGGUGACACACUAGAUGGUGAUGUUUGGUCACUAGAGGCGCUGGAAGACCAGAAUGGGGAACAAAGCUCAAGGCUCGUGAUGGAACAAUCACCUUGUACUAGUAGAAGACGAACAAAAUCAGUUGAUGAUAGUUUAAAGGAAAACUUCCUAACCCCUCAACUUCCUAAAAGACUCCAGGGAGUUGCAACUGCUAUUGCAACACCUUCAGUAAUCAUUAACAGAAAAACCGCUUUUCGAACAAGUGACAAUACUUCAAUACAAACUAACACGGUCGACCGCAGACGAACAAAACGAUCAAAAACUCCUCCAGUUUCAUCAAUGUCACCUCCUCAGUGGAACAAUGAGGACUAUAGAAAGUCAUUAAAUAUAGAGAUGGCAAACUUUGAUCUUCAAGCAAAUCCUUUGAGCCCAGACAGAAAGGUAAAAAUUGAAUCUUUGCCCAGUGUUGCGGGGCGCUGUCCUCCCUCACCUUUGAAACUGAUUAACAAACUUACGCGACACAGAUGCAAAUCAGUGGAUGAUGCUCUUCACACGGCUCACUUUGAACCUCUUACUCCGAGCAAACAGAAGAAGAAUCGGAUGUUUGGAAGUUUUGAGCGAGGGUUGGACAAAAUGAAGAUGAUCCUCACUCCAGGAAGGAAGAGGUUGGGAUCGGAUGCGGGGCCUAGGAAGAUGAAAGCCUCUUAUAACAUGUCCAACAUUAAUCGAUGUGAUCCUGGAUUGCUACUGCAUGAGCUGAAAAGGAUUGUUCCAACAAAACAUAUGGAGUUUAAAGAGAAUGGGUAUGUGAUACGUUGCCAAACAAAAGAUGAUUUUGGGAAAGUUGUUCUUGAUUUUGAGCUUGAGGUGUGUCAUGUGAUCGGCCGCUCGUCAUUUUCGGGGUCAGGGGUCGGCACAGAGCUGUGUGGAGUUCGUCGGAAGCGACUUAAGGGAGAUGCCUUUGUUUAUAAGAGAGUGUGUGAAGGCAUACUUGCUGAUGUAGAUGCCACCACCUUUUUAUAAAAAUUGCUACAGAUUUAUGUGCGUAUAUUCCUCUGCUUUUACUACAUAUCAACAACACUUUUGUCCCAGCGUCUAAAUUUUAUGAAGUAACCAUAUUAUUGGAAAGAAAUCAAACAUAUUUCUAUCUGGAGUACAAUUUCGAGGGGUUACACUUUCGACUAUGCAUUCCAACUAAUAACAGUAGUUUCUAUGAACUAAUACAUUAAUGUAUAUUUCCUUUUUCCGAACUAUUAUAAGCUCCGAAUAGAAAAAAAUGGCCGCGCAUAAAUUCACUGGCCACUGAAUUGAACUUUUCAGCAAGCACAAUCAUUUCAUUCUUAUUUCUUAAACUGUUUACCGUAUUCCACACUUUUCAUCUAAAGUUCUGGUAAUUUCAACUUGCGCCUUACACAGUUGUCCCGUAGCAAAAAUAAUGUAUUAUUUAAUGGCGUAGUUCAAAAACUGAGGUGUAAUGAGUUUGUGCUUUGUACUUGUUUAUAGCUGCUUUAAAAUUAAUCUUGUUAAAAUAAAGAAGAAAUUGUUACGUGUG
This is a messenger RNA of Ciona intestinalis (vase tunicate), 2855 nucleotides long. Its product is annotated as maternal embryonic leucine zipper kinase. Gene Ontology annotation, molecular function: protein serine/threonine kinase activity; ATP binding. Gene Ontology annotation, cellular component: cytoplasm. Lineage: Eukaryota; Metazoa; Chordata; Ascidiacea; Phlebobranchia; Cionidae. The record is from RefSeq and is a predicted model, not a curated record. Gene Ontology annotation, biological process: protein phosphorylation; intracellular signal transduction.